GAAAGAAAGAAAGAAUACAUAAACCUUCUUCCUCUGCUCCUCUGCUGCUCCUUCCUCGUCAGUUCGUCACCAAUUGGAGAUCCAAAGCGAAAGCGAAAGCAGAGGAAAUGGACAAUGGGGAUAUUGACAGCGCAGAGGAUGAGUUCCCGGGGCGGAUUGGCGGCCGCAAGUACCGGCCGGUGGUGGCCAACGAUCGGGCCGUGCUCGAGAUGUCCUCCAUGGAUCCUGGAUCUUCUUCCUCCCCCUCCUCCUCCGCCACCUUCUCCGAUCACCAAGCUUCCCUCAAGAAAGUCAAAGUUGGCGCACAGGCAAACAUGGGUGCCGAUUUGAAAGAAGGGUCUUCGCCAAUACAUGAAGAAGCCAAUGGUCCCCAGGGAGAGUCAAAACUGGAGUUGUUCGGUUUUGAUUCUCUUGUCAACAUUCUUGGUCUCAGGAGUAUGACAGGGGAGCAGGUUCCUGCACCUUCUAGUCCUAGAGAUGGUGAGGAUGUUGCCAUUACCAUUGGGCACCCUAAGCCUGCUGAUCUCAAACUGGGUACUUUGAUGGGUGUAUUUGUCCCAUGCUUGCAAAACAUACUGGGAAUUAUCUACUACAUCCGAUUUUCAUGGAUUGUUGGUAUGGCUGGCAUAGGCGAGUCACUAUUGCUGGUAUCUUUCUGUGGUUUGUGCACUUUUCUGACUGGAAUAUCACUGAGUGCUAUUGCAACGAACGGUGCGAUGAAGGGUGGGGGACCUUACUAUCUCAUUGGUCGUGCCCUUGGUCCAGAGGUUGGAGUUAGCAUUGGACUAUGUUUUUUCCUCGGAAAUGCAGUUGCUGGAGCUCUGUGA
Molecule: messenger RNA, 827 nt
Organism: Corylus avellana
Lineage: Eukaryota; Viridiplantae; Streptophyta; Magnoliopsida; Fagales; Betulaceae
Source: RefSeq, a predicted model, not a curated record